AUGGCUCUGCCUGAAGACGCGCCCUGUCCUCGACUGUGCCAUCUCAUCAAGUGGCCCGAUUUUGACGGAUACGGCUUCAACCUACAUGCGGAAAAGAACAAAUCGGGCCAGUUCAUCGGCAAGGUGGACGAUGACUCGCCGGCCGUCCUUGCCGGCCUCCGCGAGGGAGACAAGAUCAUUGAGGUCAACUUUGUAAAUAUUAGCAAUGAGAACCACCGGCAAGUGGUGGAACGAAUCAAGUCCAUUCCCAACGAGACGAGGUUGCUGGUGCUGGACGAACACGCCGACAAGUGGUACCGCGAGAGGAAGAUGGUCGUCAAGAGUUCUCAGUCGAAUGUCACCUUCUUCCGCACUCCCGUCCCCAGACCUCCCAUGGGCACUCUGCCAGUGGCAGAGAGCUCGCCCGACCUAGCACUACGCAAUCGGCCCAGCUCUUCGAGCAUCAGCAAGUCUGAGGAGCAGUCAGUGCCGUCGUCGUCGUCGUCGUCAUCAGCCAGCAGCAGCCACACUACAAUGCCACCACAGAUUAUACAUUUUGCAAGCGAUGACAUAUAA
This is a messenger RNA of Rhagoletis zephyria (snowberry fruit fly), 555 nucleotides long. Lineage: Eukaryota; Metazoa; Arthropoda; Insecta; Diptera; Tephritidae. The record is from RefSeq and is a predicted model, not a curated record.